AUGCGCUCAACAACGCCACCACUUUACUACAGGCGUCCAGAAGGCGUCCCCGUGUCGUACUACACCGCUGUGGCGGCAAGAGAAGUACCGCCUUCGCUGCGCGUUCCGCCAGCUGCAGCAUACAACCGGGGUCCUGCAAUGCCAACAGGCAGUGCCCACGCCGAUCAGACGAGUCAUGUGCCACUAUCGUGCUCCUCCAACACCAUUCCUUCGGUGCCGCCGGUGGCCAAUCCGUUCGGUGUGAGCAAUCCGUCCCCGCGAGCUUCCGUGACGGGUGACACCCCUGCAGACCUCCUCCAGCAAAGCACAGCUCGCUGGAGCACCACGGCAAACCAAUGCACACACACAUUCUCGGCGCUGGAGACCGAAGAGGCGUCGCUGUUGCUGGAAGAGCAAGCGAUGCGGGCAAAACUGGCAGAGUUGCAGCUCACGCGGCAGCGCCAGAGUGAGGAACAGCUGAACCUCAGCCAAGGGUGGGCGGCGCUGCUUGACCGUGAGGAGCGCUACUUCACAGAGCCGCUUGUGGACAUGACGGAGGAGGUGCUAGCGAGGGAGCAGCAGUGUGCGCUCCUGCAGGACCAACUCCAGCAAGCGGAGGCACACCUGGAGACGCUGCGCCGCGAGCAACAACAGUACGACGCGGUGGUGGAGGAGAAGCAAACCUUGGAGAAGGAAAUGCAGCGAGUGCGUGAGGGAUUCCUGGCAAUUGAAGGGCGGCGUAAGGCAUGCCGAGUGCGGGCAGAACGUCUCUUCGACGCGGAGUCCAAACGCGCGGUGGAGGCGGCACGCCGUGUACGUGAACUCGACGCACAUCUGAAGGAUAUGACGUCCAGCGGGCCGUUAGCGGAGGGGCGGUCGGCGCCGUCGUCACGCUCCACAUCGCGCGGUGUCACGUUUGCGCAGAAGAGUAUCAUUCUCGACGUUGGCCCCAACGCCGGGGAGGGGGGGGACGAGGAGGGGGGCGCUGACGCGGGACUCACGCAAGGGGUUGGAGACGCUUCGGUGUGCCUGCAGGACGAUGACGAGGGCGAUGAGAACAACUUGGGCGGCAUCGGCGGAAUGAGCGCGGCGUACUCCCUCAGUCUUCUCAAACGCACGCGCGUAGAGGUUCCAACCGCCUGA
This is a messenger RNA of Trypanosoma grayi, 1122 nucleotides long. RefSeq lists its product as hypothetical. The record is from RefSeq and is a predicted model, not a curated record. Lineage: Eukaryota; Euglenozoa; Kinetoplastea; Trypanosomatida; Trypanosomatidae. The coding region runs from base 1 to 1122 and encodes 373 amino acids. The transcript has a single exon.